GGAACUUCUGGGUUCCCACUUUUCCGCUAAACCCCGAUCGACGGGGAACACAAACACGAAGAGAGAGAGAGGAUGAAAAAAUGCAACUACUCAUCUGGUCUAGUCUGCGACUCAACUACUACCGUUCUUUGCUCAACCUCAUGUUCAAUUCUGCAUAUUAGAAAGCCAUCUUCCUCUCGUUACCCGCUUUACAUCCACCCAAUCACUGACUGCUGCCUCCACUCUCCUUACCUACAUACCUACCUGUACCAACAACCGCUUACACCUUCUCGGCCCUCGUCCACCAGCUGCAUCAACGCCACCCCUCCCUCCUUGUCUCGCAUAUACCCAGCCCACCACCGCGCACUGCUCGGGAGUUCCCCCAUAGGGUCUAGCCUCUGCUGUCGAAUCUUAGCCAGUGGACAAAAGAGGACAGUCUCACGGCAGAAAAGAGAAGACUUGGCCCAGCCUUCGGACCGAGGUCGCACUUGUCGUGUCUCCGACUUCCGACCUCAAUCUCAACCUUUCGAUCCAGCCAUGGCCCCCACUUCUGUCCCGACUCCUUAUGACUUUCCAAGACUAAGAGUUUCGGUCCAUCUUGAAGAUGACACCAGAUACCUGGCUCAAGAUGACCCUGUGCCCGAGUUCUUCGACGUCAAAUUUUGUCCGUACCAACCUUUGGAUGCGAGCCCCAUUUUCGCUGCCGUCAGCAAGAAGCAUAUAGUCGUUUGUCGCCUGACAGCAACCGCCGAUGACUCCAAUCCUUGUGAGAUCAUCAGCAUAAUUCGGGAUGACGAUGCCGAGGCUAGAAACUACUAUUGCACUUGGACCCGAGAUGCCGAGACAGGAAAGCCACUGCUGUGCUACGGCGGUGAGGAUGCCAAAAUCAAGAUUUACGACAUCGUUGAGAGCAAGCUCGUCAACUGUCUAGUUGGCCACGGAGGAGAUGUUUGCGAUGUGGUCACGUCGCCCAUUGACCCCCUGAUUAUCGCCUCUUGUUCCGACGACACUACGGUCCGGAUAUGGAGCCUGGAUCCAAAGCAUGAAAAGCAGCCAUGUCUGUGUAUCCUUGGAGGCGAGGGCCACUACUGGAACUUGCUCACACUGGCCUGGCAUGACACAGGUCGUUAUAUCCUCUCUGCUGGUCACGAUCAAAUAAUCAACCUGUGGACGGUGCCAGACCUCCCAACUGAGCCGAGUGACCGUCCAGUCGAGGUUCACUACCCUCACUUCUCUACAUCAGAGGUUCACAGCAGUCUCGUAGACUGUGUUUCUUUCUUCGGUGACUACAUCCUCUCCCGAGCAUGCCACGACGAUGUCAUCGUCCUGUGGAAGAUCGAAGGCUUCUCGUCCCAGGAUCCGCCCCUGCCACAAUCCAUGGCCCCGACCACAAUCAAUCCAGCCAACCUUACUCGAUCUGCCUUUAACUUGAGCGUCUCGGCGGAAUGCCCAGUUCCCUACACUCGUCUAAUUGAGUUCCAAACCCCUGGCUGCGGCCCGCAGUUCUUCAUGCGGUUUAAGUUGCACUUCGUCCCUGACCAACAUCCCAUCCUGGCUUUCUGUAACGCCAGCGGCAAAAUCUAUUUUUGGGACUUUGAGCAGAUCACCGGAUUCCACGAUUAUGUCAACGCUCUCAGAAGGCCGAGGAGAGACGGCGAGGAGCCCGUAUCGAAACCAACCUGGCUGAACGCAAUCACUCACAGAAGCACUGGCAAUGCCAAGUCGGGGCUGACUGUCAGGGAGAGGAAGGCGGCUGACAAGGUCCAUCGCACGGAACUCGAGCAGGUACCCGAGUUGAAGGGCCGCUUCAACCAAGAGACACUGGAUAUGUGGAAUGGUAAAUACGGCGUCAGCAACCCCCAAGUGCCCCUGAAGCCCCACAAGAUUGAAAACUGUGGCGCGUCGACGUUUGUGGGUAGACAAGUGGCGUGGAGCCCGGGAGGCCAGUGGUGUGUCGUCGUGGGCAGCUCCAACUUCGCCUUGGUGCUGCAGAGAUGGGCGCCGUCCAAGAAGGAUGCAUGAAAGGAAGAACAGGCUGGAAUAGAAUUGCGCCUAGAGAGUAAGUGGUGGGGGGGGGGGGCUAGGGAUGAAGGCUUGUGCCAACUUCUGGUACCUCAAACUAUUCAGAAAAAUGCCGACGACCACUUCUAGAUAGCCGUGCGGUACUCUCUAAUAGGAAGCGAUGAGAAGACUGGCAAGAUGGGGCCCUCGUCGUGGUCGGCCGGAGCCAUCAUCUCUUGAACAAACGCAUCAGGCCGUCCGCCGUGCUCCGCCAUUUUCUGAAAGCUGCUACGCGCGUUGUUUCUCUCGGCAUCGCGCCGUAACCUCGCCUCGGCCACCUGGCCCUCCGCCUCGGCGAACGCUGGAAUAAGCAAGUCGCCGAUGUACAGCGACACCAUCCCCCGUAGCCGUAGAAGCUCGUGACUAUGUGAAAACGGCCGGUCCUCGAGCAAGUCGUCCAUGCGGCCCGCUAUCUCACGCAGUGCGUCCAGCGUCCGCAGGCGGAUCUGGUCCCUUGCCUGGCACAGCCGGCGAUCCCGUGGGUCGGGCUGCCAGCCGGUUGCCUUGUAGUCGGAGUCGUCCACUAUCAUGCCGUGGAUGUCGAUGUCGCCGCCGCCGCCGAGUGACGAGGGCUCUUGCCACGAGUCGUCUUCCCACUCCUCGGCCUCGCGAUGCAGGCGCUGGAGAUGUGCUGCGUGCUGCUUGUGCACCUGGAAGACCUCGUAGCUCAGCAGCGCAGGCCAGAAGUCGACAGCCGAGACGGCGGCGCGGUACUUGAAGUUGUACGGGUAGCGCUGGAUGAGGUCUUGGAAGUACUCGCGAACGCGGGGAACGUUUGACGCUGGGUACAUUUCCCCUGCACCGGGUGCACCGUCGUGAGCGCUGAUGGAACUGCCGCCCUCGCGCAUGAGGAUUUCGGCGCCUAGGGCCCAGUAGUUGUUCCGUCUGAUGUCGACCGGCUUCCCGUGGACGUGGGAUCUCACGAGCAUUCCAAAGGCGCGCUUGGCAUCGGCCACGCGGCCCUGAUCAAGGAACCCAUAGAUGGCGCGGACCAAGGGCCGGAAGGGCGACUUCUCGGAGGCGUACUUGGCCUUGGUCUCCCCAUCCCUUUUCCUACGCCGCGGCUUCUCGUUGUCAUUGUCGCCGUUACCCAAGCGCAUUUCCUCGUCUUCCUCUUCAUCGUCAACGUCGCUGCUUGCCACAACCUUGGCGGUCGUGACGGGUCCUCCUCGGCUCCGCGCUUUCGAGUCUUGCCACGCGCGGUGCGGAAACCUGGGCUGUGUCCGCGAUGGUGGCUGGUCCGUCUCGGCGAGGCCAGCAAGGCGGAGCUGACGCAAAACGGAGGGUGGAUGGCUUAGAGGGUUGAUAGAGUCGCUGGGAAGCUGAGAACCAAAGCGGGUGCCUUGGUUAUCACUCAAGGACAUGGCCGAGGCGGAUCUCUUGCGGCUGGGGGCCGAUUGGCUCAUCAUCGCGUGUCGCCGUCGAUGGUUCGAAAUGAUAUGGUGUGAGUUUUCCCAGCAGAAACUAAGUUUUGAUCAUGCAAAGUAUGUAUAUUUGAGAUGACUGUAUAACGUCUGUCUUCGCUUCGUGUUUUGAGAGGGAACCAACCGGUAGAGUGCGUAGGUCGUUCAAAAGGUGUAAGUUGUGAGAAGCAGUAAUGGUAGGUGAGAGAAUUCGGU
Colletotrichum destructivum is the source of this 3659-nucleotide messenger RNA. RefSeq names its product Putative WD40/YVTN repeat-like-containing domain superfamily. The record is from RefSeq and is a predicted model, not a curated record. Gene Ontology annotation, molecular function: nucleosome binding; protein binding. Gene Ontology annotation, biological process: heterochromatin formation; negative regulation of transcription by RNA polymerase II. Gene Ontology annotation, cellular component: ESC/E(Z) complex. The transcript is spliced from 10 exons. Bases 73 to 2001 code for a protein of 642 amino acids. Lineage: Eukaryota; Fungi; Ascomycota; Sordariomycetes; Glomerellales; Glomerellaceae.